UUGUAUAACUGUCAGCGGGUGUUCCUUAUGGCUUUCCAGCGGGACAAGAAAAUCUCUUAAUCCCGAGAUUGCUUUUAUAUACAUAUCUAUAUAUCUGAAUAGAAAGAAAGAGAGGAGAGAGUGGUUUUUGAAAAAGAUGUUGGCCGUACUCCCAUUGCAAAGGAUUUAUUGGAAAAUGUGAAGCACUGAAAAGAUCUCUAAGGAAACUUAACCAACCUCUGACGAUGUCUUCUCCCGAAAUCGCUUCCAUUUCAUGGGGCCGGAUGACGGUGAAAGGCUGCUCCACAACAUACAAGGACUGCAAAGUGUGGCCGGGAGGCAGCCGCACGUGGGAUUGGAGAGAGACGGGAACAGAUCACGUCCCUGGAGUCCAGCCUGCAGAUGUGGAAGAAGUUGUUCAGAAAGGAGCCAAAACAUUAGUGAUUGGUCGCGGCAUGAGUGAGGCCUUGCAGGUACCACCAUCCACCGUGGAAUAUCUUAAGAAGCAUGGGAUCGAUGUGCUAGUCCUGCAGACGGAGAAGGCUGUGAGGGAAUACAACGCUCUGGCCUCCAAGGGGGUCAAAGUGGGGGGAAUCUUCCACUCCACCUGCUAGAGUAUUGCUCCAGUAUUUUCUGCUGUCUUGUGCCUUUUUGCAGAUGACACAAAAAAGAGUUGCUUUCGAUCAAUACAGGAAUCUGUGUCGCACUGCUUGCCUUGGGCGUUGAAAACAUUGAAGAAACUAUAACAAAUUGCAACAACAAUAGUGUGAAGGAAGGAAGAGCCUCUGUAAACUAGAAUAUCGCGAGAUUAAAUGGGGAAAGGGGCUUUAGUAGGGCAUCAUACAACCAGGAGCCUCUGAAACUUGUGCACACAAAUAUUCAUUUGAUAUUCUUUAAAGUGUGAGUUUAACUGGUGAAAAUCCGAGUGUCACGAUACAGACUCCUCUUAAAGAGCCACACACAAUAAGUAAAGUUAGCAAAUGUUUAUUAAAUGAUAAAUUGAGCUCAGAAACACUUAACUUCAGUGUUUCCACCAAAAGUAAACGUCUUUGCUUCAAGAAAAGGCACAAAACAGGAACAGAAAGAUAACCCGGAUUAUCUAGCUUGAUAAUCCGGUUCAAAUGUAACCAAAACGUUCACUGAAACAAGCGCCACGCUAUGCUGUGGCACAGAGAGUCAGGAAAGUGCCUAAUGCUCUUAGAUAAUGAGUGCAAAUGAUACCGUUGUCAAAAGCCAAGCCAAGUUCAAAAGCCAAAGGGUGCCAAAAACGCCAAGCCGGGAGCAAACACUGUCGUCGUCAGGAAGCAGACCGGAUUCAGGAGCCAGUGGAAGCCAGAAACGCCAAACCAGAAACGCCAAGUUGGAAUUGCCAAGCCAGGAGCAAAACGCUGUGUCAUGAUCUCCAAUCCUUGACAUCUCUGGUUGGCUGACAAGGAACAGAUGCCAGCCAUAAAACAGGCCGGCCAUAAAACAUCAAUUACCCUCUGGUAUAUGGGAGCCCCUAUAUAUGUGGGCCAAAAGAAGGUUCUGGCAUUCGGUACAAUAAAAAUCUGUUGGAAUCUACCAGCGUGUGUCUUGGUGCUUUUCUUUGGAAGACGGACCCACAGCACAACUGAGAGAAGAGAACCCAACAUGCUGUCGUCAGGAGCCAAACUUGGUUCAGGAGCCAGAGGAAGCCAGGAACGCCAAGCCAGGGAUGCCAAAGCAGGAACGAACACUGUCGUUGGAAGCCAAACUGGAUUCAGGAGCCAGGAACGCCAAGCCAGAAACGCCAAGUCAGGAACGCCAGAGCAGGAACGAACGCUGUCGUCAGGGGCCAAACUGGAUUCAGGAGCCAGGAAUGCCAAGCCAGAAACAUCAAGUCAGGAACGCCAAAGCAGGAACCAAUCCGGAUUCUGAACAUGAAGCUGUACAGCCAGGACCCAAGGAGAACAGGCAGCAACAAAGCAAUGUCCCAAAAACCACACCUUGCCUUCUGCAAGGGAUCUUCACUUUCCAUUCCACUUUUAACUUACACCUCGGAGUCUGACGAUGAUGAGGCCUCCGCCCUGUCAUCAUUAUCCACAGCUGAUCUUCAUUUCAUAUGUGAACCUCGCCCACCAGCCCUCCAAUCACUCCAUCUUUGUUCAAGACUUAGAUCUCCCCAUGUCUCUGGUGUACCAGUAGCAUGCCAGACUCCCGAUGCACCCUCAGAAACUGGUGCUGCACACACAUUUACUUGAGUCCAACCUGCAGUUUCUUCCAUCCCACUCUCAGACCCAUCAUCCCCAGAAAAACCUUCAAACGUUUCAUCUUCCGUGGGAGCAGUAAGUAUAUCACGAAUCUUCUUCCUUUCCCUUUCCUCAUCUGACUCUUGCUCCUGAGUUGACCUCUUAGUUCCUCUACUUUCUGUUAACCCAUCAUCUUCCUCUAUUGAGUCCUCCUCACUAGAGAAACCUUCAAACGUCUCUUCAUCAGUAGGAACCAUAAGUAUUUCCUGAACCCGCUUUACUUGCUGUUCCUCAUCAAACACCUGCUCAACAUUAUCCCUUUUCCUCCUACUAGCAAUUUUGCCAGUAGUACCAGAACUGCCCCUUGUCGCAACUACAACACUGAGUAUGGAUGUUUUCACACCACAUUCUUACUCAAAACAUUUUAAAUUGGUGCCAUUACCUCUCCCUUCCUUAUGUCUAGGAUCCCCAAAGAGAGGAUAAAAGUGAUAGAGACAAAAGCACUUACAUACCUGCAGGUGUCCAUUCACUCCUUACCGUUAUUAAUUUCCAUUUGGAUUUAUUUUAUUUACAGCAUUUAUAUUCUGCCCUUCUCACCCCGAAGGGGACUCAGGGCGGAUCACAUUACACAUAUAGGCAAACAUUCAAUGCCUUUAACAUAGAACAAAGACAAACAAACAUAGGCUCCGAGGGGCCUCGAACUCAUGACCUCCUGGUCAGAGUGGUUCAUUGCAGUUAAUUGCAGCUGGCUUGCUCUCCCACCUGCGCUACAGCCCGGGCCUUGGAAGUCCUUGUGCCUUUUGCCAGCCAGGAAAAAUGCUGUGGUCCAUCUUUGGGAACUCUCCCCUCCACGUUCUCCUUUUUCAAAGUGCAGUUGAAGAAAUGGCAACAGCAAUAGCUUUUGGCAUUUUCUGCCUGGAAAGUACUGCUUGAGCAAACGUAGAAGUGACUCCCCAGUCUAUAUAUCCAGCUUGAAGUGACAGUGAAAAAUGGAUGGAGAAAAGAGCAGCCUUUUCCAAAUCGUCUGAAGUGGUUCCAUUCUGUAUCAGGCCACCCAAUCCAUUUUAAAUCCAAUAUUGUCACCACUGCUGGCCUUGGUUUGAGACGGGUUUUUCUAGCUCCACCUGGAGAUGCAGGGGAUUGAACCAGGGAUUGUUCUGCUUCUGGACAAAAUGUGACCCUUUCAUACUCUCUAUAUUGCCUUGACUCUGGCUGAAAGAAAUGAUGUAUUGUGAUGUCGAAGGCUUUCAUGGCUGGAAUCACUGGGUUGCUGUGAGUUUUCCGGGCUGUAUGGCCAUGUUCAGGAAGCAUUCUUUCCUGACAUUUUGCCUGUUUCUGUGGCAGGCAUCCUCAGAGGUAAUGAAGUGUUGGAAACUAGUCAAGUAGGGUUUAUAUACCUGUGGAAUAAUGUCCAGGGUGGGAGAAAGAACCGAUUCCUGCCUGGGAGAAUCCUUUGUUGGGAGGUGUUAGCUGGCCCUGAUUGAUUCAUGUCUGGAAUUCCCCUGUUUUCUGGUGGUGUUCUUUAUUUCCUGUCCUGAUUUUAGAGUUUUUUAGAGUCAACCAUAGCAGAGAACUUGAUGAACCAACCUGGGCACAGCAUAUUAUUUGAGAACACAGAAUGCUGGUCCACUCUAACAACCACCAUGUCAAACGACACAGAGAAGCCACUGAAAUCCCCAAGAAGCAUGUGGACAAUUUCAACAAAAAGGAGGAAACCAUGAAAAUGAACAAAAUCUGGCUAUCAGUAUUUAAAAAAACUCUAAAAAUUAGGAUAGUAAAUAAAGAACAACGCUCAAAAAAGGGGAAAUUCCAGACAGAAAACAAUUAGGGCCAACUAACUCCUCCCAAUAAAGGAUUGUCCCAGGCAGGAAGUAGCCAGGCUUUGAAGCUGCAAGGUUUUUUAAUGCUAAUCAAGGUGGUCAAUUGCAACAUUCACACUUGCCUCAAACAGACAACAGUUCUUUCUCCCACCCUGGACAUUCCAGAUAUAUAAACCCCACUUGACUAGGUUCCAAUAUACCUCACGAGCUCUGAGGAUGCCUGCCAUAGAUGCAGGCGAAACGUCAGGAAGGAAUGCUUCUGGAACAUGGUCAUACAGCCCGGAAAACUCUCAGCAACCCAAAUGAUGUAUUUUUUCUUGCCCUAGAAGUCUUUUGGAAAAGUACUUCACAUUGUACACCAAUUGUGCACACGCAAAUUCGUUUCGUAUUUAUUUAAUGGCCGGAAUCAUUGGGUUGCUGUGUGUUUUUCGGGCUGUAUGGCCAUGUUCCAGCAGGAUUCUCUCCUAACGUUUCACCUGCAUCUGUGGCUGGCAUCUUUGGAGGUUCUAAAAGAAAUUGCUAAAAUUACAGAGGUAAAUCAAAGGCUGGCAAGCGCACUGUGGGAGACACAAGGAGAUGGCUGUCAAUUUCCUCGCCUUCAGAACCUCUGAGUAUGUCAGCCACAGAUGCAGGCGAAACAAACAUGGAACAUGGCCAUACAGCCCGGAAAACUCACAGCAACCCAAUGAUUUCAGCUAUGAAAGCCUUCGACAAUAAAUACGAAAUGAAUUUUUGUGCGCACGAUUGGCGAACAAUGUGAAGUGCUUCUCCAAGAGACUUCCUAGGGCAAGAAGCAAUACAUUAUUUUGGUUGCUGUGAGUUUUCUGGGCUGUAUGGCCAUAAAGAAUGCUAUUGGAACAUGGCCAUACAGCCCAAAAAACUUGAUUUUUGAAGUCCAAUUUUCUACAGUGGAAAAUGGCACCCCUGCCCCAUUUUAAUGGCACUUUUAGAUGCCUGUCCCAGUCCUAGGUUCAUAAAAGUCUCCAGAUACAGUAGAGUCUCACUUAUCCAACACUCGCUUAUCCAACAUUCUGGAUUAUCCAACGCAUUUUUGUAGUCAAUGUUUUCAAUACAUAGUGAUAUUUUGGUGCUAAAUUUGUAAAUACAGUAAUUACUACAUAGCAUUACUGUGUAUUCAACUACUUUUUCUGUCAAAUUUGUUGUAUAACAUGUUUUGGUGCUUAAUUUGUAAAAUCAUAACCUAAUUUAAUGUUUAAUAGGCCUUUCCUUAAUCUCUCCUCCUUAUUAUCCAACAUAUUCGCUUAUCCAACGUUCUACCGGCCCGUUUACGUUGGAUAAGCGAGACUCUACUGUAGUUAAUUUCCCUUUAUACUGAGAUGCUGACUUGCUUUAUGCCGCCCAAACAAAAUGUAGUAGCAUUAGAGCAAUCUUAUUUAUUAUUAUUUAUUUACAGUAUUUAUAUUCCGCCCUUCUCACCCCGAAGGGGACUCAGGGCUGAUCACAUUACACAUAUAAGGCAAACAUUCAGUGCUUUAACAUAGAACAAAGACAAGAUAAACACGGGGCUCCGAGCUGGCCUCGAACUCAUGACCUCUUGGUCAGAGUGAUUUGUUGCAGCUGGUUGCUCAACAGCCUGCGUCACAGCCCGGCCCUUUUCAUCAGGAAAUCUCAGCGUGUUCUGUUUCCUUCCUUAGCAAAAGCUAAUGUCCUAAUAAUUCUGUUGAUUGUAAAGAUACCAUAAGUCUCUUGGAUAAAGAUUUGGUUGUUAUGUGGUUACAAAAUGUGUUUUCAAAUUGGAUUUUUUUUUUUAAAAAAUAGCAAAAGCUAAUGUCCUAAUAAUUCUGUUGAUUGUAAAGAUACCAUAAGUCUCUUGGAUAAAGAUGUGGUUGUUAUGUGGUUACAAAAUGUGUUUUCAAAUUGGAGAAAAUUUUUAAAAAUUAGCAAAAGCUAAUGUCCUAAUAAUUCUGUUGAUUGUAAAGAUACCAUAAGUCUCUGGGAUAAAGAUUUGGUUGUUAUGUGGUUACAAAAUGUGUUCUCAAAUUGGAGAAAAUUUUUAAAAAUUAGCAAAAGCUAAUGUCCUAAUAAUUCUGUUGAUUGUAAAGAUACCAUAAGUCUCUGGGAUAAAGAUUUGGUUGUUAUGUGGUUACAAAAUGUGUUCUCAAAUUGGAGAAAAAUUUUAAAAAUUAGCAAAAGCUAAUGUCUUAAUAAUUCUGUUGAUUGUAAAGAUACCAUAAGUCUCUGGGAUAAAGAUUUGGUUGUUAUGUGGUUACAAAAUGUGUUCUCAAAUUGGAGAAAAUGUUUAAAAAUUAGCAAAAGCUAAUGUCCUAAUAAUUCUGUUGAUUGUAAAGAUACCAUAAGUCUCUUGGAUAAAGAUGUGGUUGUUAUGUGGUUACAAAAUGUGUUUUAAAAUCAGAGAAAAAAUUUAAAAAAUUAGCAAAAGCUAAUGUCCUAAUAAUUCUGUUGAUUGUAAAGAUACCAUAAGUCUCUUGGAUAAAGAUGUGGUUGUUAUGUGGUUACAAAAUGUGUUUUAAAAUUGGAGAAAAAUGUUAAAAAAUUAGCAAAAGCUAAUGUCCUAAUAAUUUUGUUGAUUGUAAAGAUACCAUAAGUCUCUUGGAUAAAGAUUUGGUUGUUAUGUGGUUACAAAAUGUGUUUUAAAAUUUGAGAAAAUUAAAAAGAUACUCGAGAAAAAAUGAGAGUAUGAUCUCCAUUCACAGGAGUGCAAUCCUGUCUCCCAGCCCAAGAUGCAAGGCAUGGAGCCAAGAGAGAAAUCAGACACAACAGCUUCUCCUCCUGCUCCUUUCUCCAAAGGCGCCCAGCAACAAGGAAGGGGGAAAAGCUGUCCUCGCAUCAGGCAACACAAGAGCCAGCCGGGCAAAUUCUAUUCAGAGCACAGAGCCGGUUCUGGGCUGGGAGCCAAGAAUGCCUGCCCCGGCUGUGGCCAGGCUCCGAUGCCUUGGCUGUAUCUUGCUUAUCUCUGUGUGGCAGGAGGAGUGGGAGGAGCAGGCGGCAAACAGAGAAACCAGAGCCCUUGCACAUGUAUCCGGAGUCAGGAUUUGCGCCAUUCCCUUCUCCCUGGAAGGCAGGAAGGCCCCAGGGAAAAGCAACAAAAACUAAGAGGAUGGCCAACAAUACAGUCAUUGUUAAUGAGCAGACUACCAGAUACUCGUUACCAAAGCUCACGUUUUACCUGAAUUUCUGCUCCUAUUGCAAACCAUUCCAGUGACAGACAAUAGGGAAUGUGUUGUCGAAGGCUUUCAUGGCCGGGAUCACAGGAUUGUUGUAUGUUUUCCGGGCUGUGUGGCUAUGUUAACUACAACAUAGUUGUAGGGCUGUGGCGCAGCUGGCUAGUAACCAGCUGCUAUAAAUCACUACUGACCGAGAGGUAAUGAUUUCGCAGCCCGGGUCGAGUUAAGCCUCCGACUAUUAAAAAAAAUAGCCCCGGCUUGCUGUUGACCUAUGCAGCCCCGAAAGACAGUUGCAUCUGUCAAGUAGGGAAAAUUUAGGUACGCUUUAUGCGGGAGGCUAGUUUAACUAAUUUACAACACCAUAAAACUGCCAGCAAAACACGAGGAAAAGAAUGAGGAAGAACAGCCACCAAGUGGACGGUGAAGCAACAGCUCCCCCAGUGGCCGGAAUCGUGAAGCUGGAAAGAUGUUAAAAUGCCUCUGUGUCUGUCUAAACUGAAUGUUGUUUGUCUGUUGGCAUUGAAUGUUUGCCAAAUAUGUGUUCAUUGUAAUCCGCCCCGAGUCCCCUUCGGGGUGAGAAGGGUGGAAUAUAAAUACUGUAAAUAAAUAAAUAAAUAAAUAAAUAAACAAACAUUCACACUGGCCUCCAACUGACAAGAGUUCUUUCACCCUGGACUUUCCACAGAUAUAUAUAAACCUUCCUUGCUUAGUUUUACUAAUGUGGGAUUUGUAUAUUGAUAAUGUUUAAAUGCAAUUUGUGCCAUGCUUGUAUUGCAACUGAUUGCAUCAUCCAGAAUGUACCAUAGUGUGGAAAGAGUUAAUUGCCAAGAAGCUAUGAUGACCUUGAUGUGUGGCUGGAACUAGGGAGUAUCCAGACACAAGAGUGUGUGCAUUACUGAUUGCGUCAGUUCAGUUGAGUUCUGUCUGCCUAGAGUUUGAGUCAAGUUCUGUGUUCAUCUGUCAUCUGUAAGUCUGUUUGUGUUGAUACAGUAAAACUUUGUAAAUAGUUUUA
This is a messenger RNA of Anolis carolinensis (green anole), 8167 nucleotides long. It is a transcript of the gene aamdc, whose product is annotated as adipogenesis associated Mth938 domain containing. The transcript has 4 exons. The record is from RefSeq and is a predicted model, not a curated record. Gene Ontology annotation, cellular component: cytoplasm. Lineage: Eukaryota; Metazoa; Chordata; Lepidosauria; Squamata; Anolidae. Bases 225 to 593 code for a protein of 122 amino acids. Gene Ontology annotation, biological process: positive regulation of fat cell differentiation.